Rhinocladiella mackenziei CBS 650.93 is the source of this 363-nucleotide messenger RNA. RefSeq lists its product as uncharacterized. The transcript is spliced from 2 exons. Gene Ontology annotation, molecular function: hydrolase activity, hydrolyzing O-glycosyl compounds. NCBI's taxonomy places the organism in Eukaryota, Fungi, Ascomycota, Eurotiomycetes, Chaetothyriales, Herpotrichiellaceae. The coding region runs from base 1 to 363 and encodes 120 amino acids. Gene Ontology annotation, biological process: carbohydrate metabolic process. The record is from RefSeq and is a predicted model, not a curated record.
AUGGAAAACCACAUCAAGGCCCUAAUCAUCCACUGGCAAGACGUCUGCUAUGCUUGGGAUGUCGUGAAUGAAGCACUUGCUUCGAAUGGGAGCUUUUUGUCCGGCGCCUGGACUACCAUUGGCCCCGAGUACUUCUUCCUGGCAUACCAAUUUGCACAAGAGGCAGUUGAAGCCACUGGGAAAGACAUUAAGUUGUACUACAAUGACUAUGGCAUUGAAGACACCGGAAACAAAACUCAAGCCACAUAUAGUCUAGUCGAAGAGCUACAAGCUCGAGACAUCCGUAUCAACGACACGAGCCUCAAAUCUCACUUCAAAGUCGGCGGGACGCCAAGAAGUGCUAAAGAAUCCCUUGGCACGUGA